GCAGACACUGGAGACACCCAGUCCCUCAUGCAGCUGAUCAGUGAAACCCCAGACAGCGGCUGGUGCACUCACAGACACAGGGGAGCAAAGUGAAACCUGUGAACUGAUAUUAAAAACUACUGUCUUGGAUUUUAGAACCAGCCAGACUCUGAAGCACUCAGGCCAGACUUCUGGACUCGGAGCAAGAACUUCUGAAACCUGAAGGAAAGCGUGAUACAGACAGGAGUAAGAACUACUGCUUUUUGCUAACUGAGUUUAUAACAUAUUUAAUCUCAUUCAUGAAUCGAACUUCCUUUUUAAGUCAUGGAUGACAAGGCUUCUGUUGGAAAAAUCAGUGUCUCUUCAGACUCGGUAUCCACUCUUAACAGUGAAGAUUUUGUCUUGGUUUCCAGGCAAGGGGAUGAAACACCAUCUACAAAUAAUGGUAGUGAUGAUGAAAAAACAGGACUGAAGAUCGUGGGGAAUGGAAGCGAACAGCAGCUGCAGCGGGAGCUCGAGGACGUGCUGAUGGAUCCGCCCAUGGAAGAUCAGUCAAGUGACCGGGACCAUGGAGAAGAAGUUAGGACUGAUGGAGAUGGGGAAGAACCCGUUGUCCUUGAAGCUUCAGCAUCCUCCACCAUUAACCCAGUGUCGGUGGCAGGACUCCAGAAACCAGAAAUGAGUUUGCCAGUGAAACCAUCCCAAGGAGACUGUGAGGACUUGAGCCCUUUCACGCCGGUGACAGAUGAGGACAGCGUGGUGUUCAGCAAGCUCACCUACCUGGGCUGUGCGUCGGUGAACGCCCCCCGCAGCGAGGUGGAGGCGCUCAGGAUGAUGUCCAUCCUGCGCAGCCAGUGCCAGAUCUCGCUGGACGUGACGCUGUCCGUGCCCAACGUCUCGGAGGGAACAGUCAGACUUUUAGAUCCUCAGACAAACACAGAAAUAGCAAAUUAUCCAAUCUAUAAAAUCCUUUUCUGUGUACGAGGGCACGAUGGGACCCCUGAAAGUGAUUGCUUUGCUUUCACUGAAAGCCACUACAAUGCAGAACUCUUCAGGAUUCAUGUCUUCCGAUGUGAAAUCCAAGAGGCUGUGAGCCGAAUCCUGUACAGCUUUGCCACUGCCUUCCGGCGCUCUGCCAAACAGACCCCGCUCUCAGCCACCCCCCAGACCCCGGACAGUGACAUUUUCACCUUCUCCGUGUCUCUGGAAAUCAAAGAAGACGAUGGGAAGGGUUAUUUCAGUGCAGUUCCCAAAGACAAGGACAGGCAAUGCUUCAAACUGCGCCAGGGGAUUGAUAAGAAGAUAGUGAUUUAUGUCCAACAGACAACUAAUAAAGAGCUUGCUAUUGAAAGAUGUUUUGGCCUCCUCCUUAGCCGCGGGAAGGAUGUCCGGAGCGGUGACAUGCACCUUUUGGAUUUGGAGUCCAUGGGGAAGAGCUCUGAUGGGAAAUCCUACGUGAUCACCGGGAGCUGGAAUCAAAAAUCUCCACACUUCCAGUUUGUAAAUGAAGAAACACCAAAAGAUAAAGUGCUGUUCAUGACCACGGCAGUGGAUUUGGUGAUCACUGAGGUGCAGGAGCCCGUUCGGUUCAUUCUGGAGACCAAAGUCAGAGUUUGUUCCCCCAAUGAGAGGCUGUUCUGGCCCUUCAGCAAACGGAGCUCCACGGAAAAUUUUUUCUUGAAGCUGAAACAGAUCAAGCAGAAGGACAGGAAGAACAACUCGGACACGCUGUAUGAAGUGGUGUGCCUGGAGAGCGAGUCCGAGAGGGAGAGGAGGAAAACCACGGCCAGCCCCUCCCUGCGCCUGCCCCAGUCGGGCUCCCAGGGCUCCAUGAUCCCUUCUCCCCCCGAGGACGAUGAAGAGGAAGACAAUGAUGAACCCCUCUUGAGUGGUUCUGGAGAUGUUUCCAAAGAGUGUGCAGAAAAAAUUCUUGAGACGUGGGGAGAGCUGCUGUCCAAGUGGCACCUGAACCUGAGCGUGCGGCCGAAGACGCUGUCGGCGUUGGUGCGGAGCGGGGUGCCCGAGGCGCUGAGGGGAGAGGUGUGGCAGCUGCUGGCUGGGUGUCACAACAACGACCACCUGGUGGAGAAGUACCGCAUCCUCAUCACCAAGGAGUCUCCACAAGACAGUGCCAUCACCCGAGACAUCAAUCGAACGUUCCCUGCUCAUGAUUAUUUUAAAGAUACUGGGGGGGAUGGCCAGGACUCCCUGUACAAAAUAUGCAAGGCCUACUCUGUCUAUGAUGAGGAGAUUGGCUACUGCCAAGGCCAGUCGUUUCUUGCUGCUGUGCUGCUGUUACAUAUGCCUGAGGAGCAAGCAUUCAGUGUUCUGGUCAAAAUCAUGUUCGAUUAUGGACUCAGGGAACUUUUCAAACAGAACUUUGAAGAUUUGCACUGCAAGUUCUAUCAGCUGGAACGCCUCAUGCAGGAAUACAUUCCUGACCUGUAUAACCACUUCCUGGACAUCAGCCUUGAAGCACACAUGUACGCUUCCCAGUGGUUCCUGACCCUCUUCACUGCAAAAUUCCCUCUCUACAUGGUCUUCCAUAUUAUUGACUUGCUCCUGUGUGAGGGAAUAAGUGUUAUCUUUAACGUUGCACUGGGAUUAUUAAAAACCACCAAGGAUGAUUUGCUCCUGACUGACUUUGAGGGGGCUCUGAAGUUCUUCCGUGUGCAGCUGCCCAAGCGCUACCGCUCCGAGGAGAACGCCAAGAAGCUGAUGGAGCUGGCCUGCAACAUGAAGAUUAGCCAGAAGAAGCUGAAGAAAUAUGAAAAGGAAUAUCAUACCAUGAGGGAGCAGCAAGCUCAACAGGAGGAUCCUAUAGAAAGAUUUGAGAGGGAGAACCGGCGCCUGCAGGAGGCCAACAUGAGGCUGGAGCAGGAGAACGACGACCUCGCGCACGAGCUGGUGACCAGCAAGAUCGCCCUCAGGAAGGACCUGGACAACGCAGAGGAGAAGGCAGAUGCCCUCAAUAAGGAGCUGCUGAUGACCAAGCAGAAGCUGAUUGAUGCAGAGGAAGAAAAGAGGCGCCUGGAGGAAGAAUCCGCUCAGCUGAAGGAAAUGUGUCGUAGGGAACUCGAUAAGGCAGAGUCCGAGAUCAGAAAGAACAGCUCUAUUAUUGGUGACUACAAACAGAUUUGUUCCCAGCUGAGCGAGCGACUGGAAAAGCAGCAAACAGCAAAUAAAGCUGAAAUUGAGAAAAUCCGGCAAAAGGUGGAUGACUGCGAGCACUGCCGGGAGUUCUUCAACAAGGAGGGCCGGGUGAAGGUGGCCAGCACUGCCAAGGACGGGUCGGACGAGGACACGGACGAGGAGAAGGAAACGCUGAAGAACCAGCUGAGGGAAAUGGAGCUCGAGCUGGCCCAGACCAAACUGCAGCUUGUGGAGGCGGAAUGUAAAAUCCAGGACUUGGAGCACCAUCUGGGCCUGGCCCUGAAUGAAGUGCAAGCUGCAAAGAAAACGUGGUUCAACAGAACAAUAAGCUCUAUAAAAACAGUGACUGGAGUCCAAGGCAAAGAGACUUGUUGAAAAGCAGCUCUGUCAAACACACCUUUUAACACAACACCUUUUGUUGCCUUCCUUGGCCAGUUGUUUAAUUCUGUGACGUGAGAGGACCAGAAUGUAAAUAAAAUAGAAACACAGCAUGUCAGGAUUUCAAUAGGUCAGUGAUAAAGAGGAUGGAAACAUGGGAGAGGUUUUAUUGCUAGACAUGGGUUGUUCAUACUACUGAUAUUUAACAGGUGAUGUAGCUAGAUUGAAGCUCUUCAGAGAAACACUCCAUUCUGCGUCUGGCUGGAGGCUUUUCACAGACUAGGUACGAGAACUUACCAAACCCUAAUUGUUAAGUUUACAUAUGAUAGGUUUUUUUACAGUUAUAACCUUUUUUAAUAUUUUAUUUGAAAGGAAAAGUGUCACUAACAAAGUAAAAAAA
Empidonax traillii (willow flycatcher) is the source of this 3910-nucleotide messenger RNA. It is a transcript of the gene RABGAP1, whose product is annotated as RAB GTPase activating protein 1. NCBI's taxonomy places the organism in Eukaryota, Metazoa, Chordata, Aves, Passeriformes, Tyrannidae. The transcript has 26 exons. Bases 304 to 3507 code for a protein of 1067 amino acids. The record is from RefSeq and is a predicted model, not a curated record.